Molecule: messenger RNA, 2423 nt
Organism: Anopheles maculipalpis
Lineage: Eukaryota; Metazoa; Arthropoda; Insecta; Diptera; Culicidae
Product: annulin-like
Exons: 6
Coding region: 43-2388 (781 amino acids)
Biological process (GO): peptide cross-linking
Molecular function (GO): protein-glutamine gamma-glutamyltransferase activity
Source: RefSeq, a predicted model, not a curated record
UGUUGUCUUGUGGUUGUGUGUGCCGCGUUAAAAUCGAACACCAUGGGCAGUAAACUAAGCAACUUUUGGCGCAAAAACUGUUGCGAAUGUGCCUUGUGUGUGAACAGUAGCAGUGAGAAUCGAGAGCCAUCAAGGUGGAAUCCUUUAGCGAACCAUCCUAUCGCUUCCUGGGGAAUGGCGGAUAAAAUUGAUUCUGCAUCCGCUGAGGUACUGACAGUAAAAUCCGUUGAUCUUUGCAUUGAAGAGAAUGGCAAAGAUCAUCGCACAAUGCGAUAUGAGUUGAUGAGCCGUGACGAGUAUAGUGGCAAGAUACCGAAGCUAGUCGUACGUCGGGGACAACCCUUCCGAUUGCGUUUAGUGUGCGAUCGACCGUACGAUCGAAGUCGCGACGCAUUGAGUUUAAUUUUUACCGUAGCCGACGAGGAUCAACCGACCCACGGACAUGCGACAUUGGUUGGUAUUCCGGUGAAUCAAUUCCCGAACCAGCUAGGUGAACCCCACGAAUGGGGUGCCGCAAUCGAAACGAUCCAUGGUGAUCUGCUGGAGAUUUUAGUUAAACCGGCCGCAACCGCUCCGGUUGGUCAGUGGAAGCUGGAUAUCGAUACAAAGCUGCUGAGUGAUGCGUUCGGUAAAAGUUACUCACUUCCUCAGGCGUUUUACGUGCUCUUCAAUCCCUGGUGCCCGGAUGACUUGGUGUACAUGGAAGAGAGAUCACACCGACACGAGUACGUCAUGAGUGACACGACACUCAUCUACCGAGGAUCGUACAACCGGUUGCGUCCCUCGGUGUGGAAGUUUGGCCAGUUUGAAAAACACGUCCUGGAUUGCUCGCUGUUGCUGAUUUCGAAGAUCGGUAAGGUUAGUGCUACACACCGUGGUGAUCCAGUACGGGUGUGUCGUGCCAUCUCAGCGGCGGUUAACUCACCGGACGAUGAUGGUGCACUGUUGGGCAACUGGAGCACAGACUAUUCCGGUGGAACUCCUCCAACGAAGUGGGUUGGCUCGGUGGAAAUUUUGCAGCAAUUCUACAAGAAGCAAAAACCGGUCAAGUUUGCCCAAUGCUGGGUGUUUGCCGGUGUUGUAUCCACAAUUGCUCGAGCCAUUGGAAUACCGUCCCGUGUGGUAACGAACUACUCCUCAGCACACGACACACAAGCCUCCCUCACGGUGGACUACUUCGUAGACAAUAGUGGCAAAAUUAUGGAAGAGAUGAACGCCGACUCGAUCUGGAACUAUCACGUGUGGAACGAGGUGUGGAUGCAGCGACCCGAUCUAGGCAUCAGCUCCGAUGGUGAUUAUGGUGGUUGGCAGGCGAUCGAUGCCACUCCGCAGGAAUCUUCGGACGGAAUGUACCGCUGUGGUCCGGCAUCGGUGUUGGCUGUUAAGCUGGGAGAGGUACUGAAACCAUACGACAACAAUUUCCUUUUCGCGGAGGUAAAUGCCGACAAAGUGUUCUGGAGGUAUACCGGACCACAUCACCCGUUGAAGUUGCUACGAAAAGAUGUGCUCGGGAUUGGGUUAUUUAUCAGUACGAAAGCUGUCGGUCGGUGGGAGCGCGAGGAUAUAACGGCAAGUUACAAGUUUGCGGAAAAAUCGGAAGAGGAACGUGCCACGAUGCUGAAGGCACUGAAGCAAGCGAACAGCUACUUCAGCCGGUACUAUUUAAAUGAGGAGUUUAACGAAGUGUACUUCAAUUUCGAGCUGCGCGAUGAUAUUAAGAUUGGCGAGCCAUUCAAUGUGAUUUUGCUCGUCAAAAAUCGAUCAUCGGAAAAUCGACACGUUGUCGAGGGUUCGCUCCACGUAGACACGGUACUGUACACCGGUAAAGAUCGGGACAGCGUAAAGGUGGACACGUUCUCUAUAACGCUCGAACCUGGAACCGAGCACUCUGUGCAGAUGAUGGUUGAGUUCGAAGAUUAUUAUCGCAAGCUGCGCGAUCAGGCCGCGUUCAACAUAUCCUGUAUGGCCACUGUUUUGGAUACGGAGUUUGAGUUUUAUGCGCAGGAUGAUUUCCGUGUACGUAAGCCGGACAUAAAGAUAGCGCUGCUUGGAAAGGCAGUAUCACAGGCACCGGUCGAGGUGCAAUUUACGCUCGAGAACCCGUUACCGAUACCGCUUCGGAAGGGAGUGUUCCAUGUGGAAGGAACGGGCAUUGGAAAACCUUUGCUUUUUAAGCACCCUGAAAUAGCUCCUGGAGAAAAGGUAUCGAACAACUUCACGAUGACACCACCGUAUUCGGGACGUAUGACACUAGCUGCCAAGUUUACGUCGAAAGAGCUGGACGAUGUCGACGGGUUCCUGGCAUUCAUCGCUCAUCCACGUGCUGAAGACAUCAUCAUGAAUGUGGAAGAUAACGCAAUCAUUGCCCGCACAGACGUCGUCGACUAGGAAACGCCAAAGAUCCUGCCAUGUUUAAGCGUCUA